AUGCACAGCAGUGACUUUUCUCUCUGUUAUACAGAGGAACCAAUAUACUGUUACACACCACACAACUUCACCCGUGACCAAGCCUUGUAUGCCAGAGGAUACUGUUGGACAGAACUAAGGGAUGCCUUGCCAGGAGUAAAUGCCAGCCGCUGGCCCUCCCUGUUUGAGCAUAAGUUCCUUCCAUAUGCCCUGCUGGCUUUUGCUGGCAUUAUGUACAUUCCAGCGCUUGGCUGGGAAUUCCUGGCCUCCACCAGGCUGACUUCUGAACUUAACUUUUUGCUCCAGGAGAUAGAUAACUGCUACCACCGAGCAGCCGAAGGCCGUGCGCCAAAAAUCGAAAAGCAAAUCCAGUCCAAAGGCCCUGGGAUUACAGAGCGAGAGAAAAGAGAAAUAAUUGAGAACGCGGAGAAGGAAAAGAGCCCGGAGCAAAACUUAUUUGAGAAAUACCUGGAGCGCAGGGGACGCAGCAAUUUCUUAGCCAAACUUUACCUUGCGCGGCACCUGUUCAUCAUAUUUUUAAGUAUCAUCCCGAUCACGUACUUGUCCACCUAUUACGCCACGCAGAAGCAAAACGAGUUUACGUGCGCUCUGGGGGAGCCUCCUGACAAAACGAGCAGUUCAAAGUUGCUCAUCCGGGUGAACUGCAAACUGCCGUCCGUUCAGCUCCAGCGCAUCAUUGCCACGGUAGACAUUGUCCUCCUCUGUUUCAUGAACCUGAUUAUCCUCAUCAAUUUGAUCCACCUCUUUAUAGUCCGCAAAUCCAACUUCAUCUUCGACAAGCUGAACAAGGUCGGCAUCAAGACGAAAAAGCAGUGGCAGAAGUCCCAGUUCUGCGACAUCAAUAUCUUGGCUAUGUUUUGCAACGAGAACCGGGACCACAUCAAGUCGCUGAACCGCUUGGAUUUCAUCACCAACGAGAGCGAUCUGAUGUACGACAACGUGGUGCGCCAGCUGCUUGCGGCGCUCGCUCAGUCUAAUCACGAUGUCACCCCAACUGUGCGCGAUUCCGGGAUACAAACCAUCGACCCCAGCAUUGAUCCUGCGGACAUCGACCCCAGCGAACCGCUGGUCAUUAAGCGACCCCGGAAGAAAAUGAAGUGGAUCCCGAGUUCCAAUCCUCUUCCUCAGCCGUUCAAAGAGCAGUUGGCCAUUAUGAAGGUUGAAAACAACAAGCCUGAGAAGCCCAAGCCCGUGCGUCGGAAAACGGCGACGGACAGUCUGGUUGCCCCUUUGCUGGAGGCCAACUCGAAAAACUCUCAGCCGUCUUCAACCCACAAAAAUGAAUCUGCUGCCCUCUCCGGCGCAGGCAAUGAGAAGAAACAUACACGACACUUCUCCUUAGACGUUCAUCCGUAUCUACUGAGCAGUAAGAAACCCAAGCCAGAGAUUCAACCUAUUACCUCUAUGGCAACAUCCAAAAGCCAAGGGAGUGGAUUUUUAAGCCAAGAAGAGAAAGUCAUCGUGCAUGUCGCUUCUUCCCUCAAAGGUAAUAAUAAUAAACAACAAUAAUAAAAUUUUAUUUAUAUCCCGCCCUCCCCAGCCGAGGCUCAGAGCGGCUAACAACAGUAAAAAUAACACAGUUUACAUAAAAUCAUAAUCAUUUAAUUGAAAUACAUUCUAAAAUCAAUUCAUUCUAAAAUCAACUCAGAGUCAAAUUAAUGGCAACCAUUGGGCUAGAGUUCUAUAAGGAUUACAAAAGGAGGGGGUCAGACUGUGCCUCAGCCAAAGGUCUGGUGGAACAGCUCCGUCUUGCAGGCCCUGCAAAAAGAUGUCAAGUCCUGCAGGGCCCUAGUCUCUUGUGACAGAGCGUUCCACCAGAUCAGGGCCACGGCCAAAAAAGCCCUGGCUCUGGUUGAGGCCAGCCUAACCUCCCUGUGGCCCGGGACCUCCAAGAUGUUUUUAUUUGAAGACUGUAAGGUCCUCUGUGGGACAUACCAGGAGAGGUGGUCCCAUAGGUAUGAGGGUACGAGGGUCCUAGGCUGUUUAGGGCUUUAAAGGUUAAAACCAGCACCUUAAACCUGAUCCUGGUACAGUGAAUGUUGUGGCUAAUUGUCCCAUGGGGUCCAAGUCAUAUGCAAAAGCUGCUUGCAAUCUUGCUUCCGAUCUUGGGCGUUUGUCUCCACAAUUUCUUAGAAGUUCCCGGGACAGGGUUGCUGCUUUCCACAUGGUUGGAAUAUCACAUCACACCAAUACUGUAGCUUCUGUAUUGGAAUCUGUAUGUGUCAGAUGGGAGGAGAUAGGAUGGGAAGGUGCGACCGCAGAGUCAUGGGAUUCUGAGCAUGCAGAUACAGAAACCAGACCCCAGGGAUGUAAGCUGAACCUGAGACUUGCCGAUAGGAAUUUCCCCCUUCUUGCAUAUUCUCUUGUUAACCUAGAGGCUGGCCGCUCAUAUCUGCAGCUUAUUUUAAAAUUUUAACUCACUAAUAGUUAAAAGAAAAUAGUCUUGUUGUCCGUUCAGAUGCUCUGGUAAUUCAGUCUAAACUCUUGCAAAAACAUGCUUUUUAUUCCUCUUGCUCUUGUCAACUGAUGUUUUUUAGGAAGGUGGUUCACUUUGAAUGACUUGAGCCUCAGAAUUGGAUCAGAGGCAGACCAAAUGCAGAAUGCGGGUCCUAUUAGUCAUGUAAAUUGCACCCCAGUUUCCCAAGUGGUGGGGUUUCAAGAGUUCCAGUGUUUACCCUGGGUUUUGGUUGCCUUUUCAUGAGGUCAUUAAGGACGUUUUCAUGUUUUGUUCCAUCUAGCUUCUUUACACAGCUGUAUAGCUUGGACACCCUAAUAGGUGUCCCAGAGCUCUUCUUGAGGGAGCCACUAAGUCUCUUCUCGCUUGGUCUGCCUUGAACACAACUGCAAAGUUGCAGGCCGAUUGUUCUCCUUAACAUAGGUACCUGCUUUCCCCCCAUCCCUGACUGUUGGAGAGGGACGAGGAUAAUAAUAGUCACCUCCACCUAUCACCUCUGCCAUCUUGGGCCUUUCUAGAGAUAGGUCAGCUGAAUAUCACAGGCUGUCCAUUGUUUGUUUUUUUGUUAGACCUUAAAAUGUCUCUCCUCAGAGGGAUGCACACAAAUAGCUUUGCUUGCAGAAAACUCACACAGCUGAAGGGAAUCCAGACCAGUGUUUCCCAAAGUUGGGUCUCCAGCAGGUUUUGGACUACAACUCCCAUCAUCCCUAGCUAGCAGGACCAGUGCUCAGGGAUGAUGGGAGUUGUAGUCCAAAAGCAGCUGGAGGCCCAACUUUGGAAAACACUAAUCCAGACCAAUGAUCAAAAAUUACACUAGGGACUUAAAGAGGGGGUCGUUCUGGAAAACGUUCUGGAUUAACUCAGGUUUUCCAUUCUCUUGGUGCAAAUGCUGGGAUAUUUAGAAUUAAACUGCUUUGUAGAAUUUGCAUUUCCAGGGGGUAAUUAAGUGUGCAAAUUACUCCUCUUUCAACGUCACUCAGGAGUAUUUCUAGACUAGGAAAAUUUGUAUGAGUUUUGUACUAAUCUGUCAUGGCUUUCUUCAAAGGAAUUCUGGGAGUUAUAGCUGAGGAUACUGAGAAUUCUCAGCUUCCCAGCCACCCCCUCGCAGAACUACAGUUAGCUGAGGAGAAUAACUCUUAACCUAUUUAACUGUAGCAUUAAUAUGCUUUCCUAGACAGUUUAACUGUAGCAUUAAUAUGCUUUCCUAGACAGUUUAUGCCCAUCAUCAAAUUACUUAGUCCUGAGCAAUCCCAUUAGUUUUAAUACAGCUACUUUGAUAUAAGCAGUUGAGGUUUGUUUGCUUUUUUACUUAGUAUAUAUUCUGGCUACAGCUCUUCAAUGAAUAAUGCUACAUCAUAUUUUUAUUGCUUUGGCCUUUGGGUGUUUACGUCAGCUGCUUAAAAUAUCCUGCUUUCCUGUGUGUUGAAAUAUUUAAGGUGUUUAUUUUUAAGAAUUUAUCCUCCAGCUUCCAUAUUCCAGCUUCCACACUUCAAGAAAGCUAUUUAAAAGAAGAAGGUAGAAACAAUAAAACCACGCAGCAGUUAAUAAAAACAAUAGGGAUAAUGAACCGAUAAAUAAAAUUUAAAGCAAUCACCCAAUUAAAAAGAAGGUCGGAUAUUCUAAAAUGACAUGAAAACGCUGAGAGAAUAAUGUAGACUUUGGCAUCUAAAAAAUAUCUAGGGAGAUAUUCACAAUUCAAGGGUCACUGCAGAAAAGACUCUCUUCCACUUUGGACUCUCUUCCACUUUGGAAGAUAGGGCUGUAUAAAAAACAGCCUCUGAAGAACAUCCUAAUUGAAUAUUCUGGUUUUCAUGUGGGAGAAGACAGCCAGUGAAUAUCUUCGCAUAUCCCCUCUGGAUCCCUCCUAAAAGAAUUCUGUGUAUGUUUCUCUGAAAGACCUUCUGCGUUAACAAUUAUUUAGAAUCUGGAGCAAUGUUCUCACCACCAGCGUCUAAAAUAGCUUUCUAGGCAGCUAGGCUUUCUGCAGCUGCUGAUGGUCUCUCAGGAUCUGUUCACGCAUUAGCCUCUUAAGGAAGCAUCCUGUGCAUCUCCAUGCUUCUGGCGGCCUCUCCAGGUGCCCAAGGCGUCACCAUGCGCUCACUACCAUAGCAUCCUUGCCUUUUCUGACUGCGGAGAAAGAGAGUCACUGCCCCUGUUGUUGUUCUUCUUCCUUGUUCUCUCAGAUGCCAGCUGGUUUUCCUUGCUCUGUCUCCUCCCAGCUGAAAUCAAGAGCAGCAAAUAGUAGAAAGAACAAGGAAGGAAAACAUGUAACAUGUAACUUGCUUUUUACUUUCGGCAAGCAAAAAAAAAUAAGUGAGUUAGGUGAGGAUGGGUGAGUAUUGCUUGCUGUCCUUCUGAGGGUUGGAAGAAGGUUCUCCAGAUCAGGUACCUGUAGUGGCUGUUGAAACCAGUGACCACUACAGGGACAAAGAGGCUUUGAUAGGCUAAUGUGUCAACUAGCCCAGAGAGGCAUAAGAUGAUACAGGAUCCUAUUAUAGAUACUCUGUCCAACUAUCAGAGUCCAUGGAGAACGUAGUCUCGGCCAGUUGCUUGUUUUCAUGGAGACGAACCCACAAAACAUGAAUGCCAGAACUGAUCCUGUUGGGUGUAUGAAAAGCGAGCAAUGAUUAAAAAAGUGUUUUGUUUCUCUUUUAGGAUCUUCCGUUCCGGGGAAAGAUACCCUUUACUCUCACAACACAUGCAGGACUGUGCCUGCCGCCGGGACUUUUCUCACCUGCAAUCACAACCACAUAGCAACUUCCGGUGCUGCGAAAAAGGUCACUCUGCCCCACAUAAGCCCAGCAGAGCCAGUGCCUGCCUUAAACUGUAACGCCGCUCACCCUCUUCUGCAUAUCAAUACGUUGUAUGAAAACCAUGAAGAAGAAGUAGUGUCAAACCUUAUAGACGAGUCUUUAGACAAUAGUAUUCACUCGCCCACGGAGGCAGGAGACAUCAUCUCCAGACCUUCCACGAAGCAAGUCAUGUUGGCGACGUUUGAUGAGCCCCUGGCAAUGGUGAACUCUGUAGAGUAUUGA
Molecule: messenger RNA, 5490 nt
Organism: Podarcis lilfordi (Lilford's wall lizard)
Lineage: Eukaryota; Metazoa; Chordata; Lepidosauria; Squamata; Lacertidae
Source: the annotation of a GenBank genome assembly